Messenger RNA from Arctia plantaginis, 393 nucleotides. NCBI's taxonomy places the organism in Eukaryota, Metazoa, Arthropoda, Insecta, Lepidoptera, Erebidae. The record is from the annotation of a GenBank genome assembly.
AUGUUAAAAAAGCUUAUAGAAUUGUUCCAGAUGAAUGGAGAAGUCCAUGGAACCAGUUUGGGCCUGUUCACGGUCUAUCUUGAAAUACCACCAAACUCGCAUCCAGAGACGCUUUUUGUAUCAGAAUCCGGUAUCUACGCUCUACUAGCGCACUCAAACAAAUCGAAAGCACAAAAGCUUAUGCGCUUCGUUUACGAGGAACGGGUACAACCUUGCCUACAAGCUGGUCGUCCAACGGAAAACAUUCCAAACGGAGUCAAUUUACUUAAUCGCACCAAGGAAUUGCUCCUCCGUGACUCGUACAAAUCUUGUUAUAACAAUAUUCGAACCAACAUAGAUGUGCCAAGUGCUGUGAAAGACCUGUUAUCGAUUAUCUAUGUCUAUAGUGAAUAA